Molecule: messenger RNA, 782 nt
Organism: Drosophila guanche
Lineage: Eukaryota; Metazoa; Arthropoda; Insecta; Diptera; Drosophilidae
Exons: 2
Coding region: 27-764 (245 amino acids)
Source: RefSeq, a predicted model, not a curated record
UUUGACGUUUUCUAACACUGCUUAAAAUGCCGGCGAAAACUCCGAAAUUAUGCGAAAUAAAGACAAAUAUUGAAGAAUCUGCUGGCGAUAUACGGGAUUUGGCAAUUGUUAGAGAUGCCCCACCAAGCGGAGUUGAUGCGGGGCAGGUUGAGGCGCCCCACGAAACCACAACAGCACAGCUAGACGAAAUCGACUCUAAAACGGCUGCAAAGAUUGCCGGCAUCCAACGACGCAGAAAACGCCGCCGUUGGAAAUUCAGACAAAGGAACAAAGAACAGCAAGCAGCCGACGUCGUUGUGAAACAAGAACCCGUACCAAAUCCCCCCGACCAGCCCCGUCCUGCUCCAAGAGGAAAGCAAGCGGAGGACAUCGACUUGAAAAGGCGUCAUGACGCCGCCAGCAUGUUGGAAAGGUUGGACCUUCUGGAGAAGUUAUGCGAGGCUCGUGGCGGAGAUAAGGCCAAACUUACCGAGAAGCUGGCGCCUAUGCGCACGGCGUGGAGCCGGGUGCAACAGGCGACUAAGACUGGCAGAAUCACCGAGUCCAAGUCGACAGCUAUAGAACGCCACUGGGACGUUGUGUUCUUUGGCUCACCCUCAUCUAGUCAGAGGCGGCGACGAGGAUUUAAGGCCGAGUUUCUCAAGCGGCGUUCCAUAUGGGAUUCUUAUAUAACGCAAGGAAAAGGAGGCUCCUGCAUACCGCGCGGAUGGGUGCUACCAACAGAGAACCCCACCAGUGAGUGGGUAGAGUACAGAACUGAAUAAAAUAGAGUACUGUUAUAA